Lampris incognitus (smalleye Pacific opah) is the source of this 902-nucleotide messenger RNA. RefSeq lists its product as uncharacterized. The record is from RefSeq and is a predicted model, not a curated record. The transcript is spliced from 2 exons. Lineage: Eukaryota; Metazoa; Chordata; Actinopteri; Lampriformes; Lampridae. Bases 82 to 486 code for a protein of 134 amino acids.
CAGAUUUGGCUGAAGAAGUGUUAGCGAUUGCUGUUCGUGUUUAAAAAAAGAUGAUAGAAGUUGCUAACCUUCAUAUAAAAUAUGGUUAUGGAGCUCGGGGACAACAUGUGCUGUUCGUGGUUGUACGUACAACAGACGACACUUAAUGAGUGGCUUAAAUGGGAGCCCUUCGAUCAUAAACCUGAAACUAAAUCAGACUGUUCCUGUCAGCGAUGGUACAAUUUCCAUCGCCUCCCACAAGACGACAAGGCAAACGGAAAUUGGAUAAAGAGCUUAAACUUAAAAAAGCUCCCUCAAACUCUUUAUAUUUGCUCAUCUCACUUUGUUGAUAAGAAGCCAAUGCUGGAUAACCCUUACCCAACACCUUCUCUGGGUUACGAGAGGCCACCUGAGAAGAAGAGCUGCCGGCUCAUCAGGACUCACCAUGUCACAACAACAGGUGAGUCUGGUGAGAUGGAGGUUUCUGAGGAGCCAGGUCCUAUUUAAAAGACUUUUCAUGAUGCCCAAACACAGUGGGCAGACCCAGCAACUGAGGACUACAGCUACUCCAAAGGAGCAACCAUCACAUAUGGCUUGACAACAACACCAUCCCCCGAGAGGUCGCUGUCUGUUGCAGAUGUUACACUGAAAGAUGAUGCAGACUGCCUGCUGUACACAGGGAUUCCAUUGCUAGAGAUCAACACUCUUGUGUCUUGCUUACAAGGUUUUGCCCCCAUAUCUCAUCAAUGCCAGUUGUAGACCAAAUCCUGUUGAUACUAAUGAAACUUAGACAGAAUAAAAUGUAAAAUGUAAAUACUCAAGUAAUGUAUAAGUACCUCAAAACUGUACUCAAGCACAAUACUUGACUAAAUGUACAUAGUUAGUUGUGAGAUUUGAUGUUUUGUGCCACAACAACAACAACA